Molecule: messenger RNA, 643 nt
Organism: Podospora pseudocomata
Lineage: Eukaryota; Fungi; Ascomycota; Sordariomycetes; Sordariales; Podosporaceae
Exons: 3
Coding region: 1-312 (103 amino acids)
Source: RefSeq, a predicted model, not a curated record
AUGGCAAAGUCCGCCCAAGCUGAGGGUGGGGUUAAGACCCCAAAGGUGUACUGGACGUUGUACAAAUAUCAGAGGGUUAAGCAUGGGGUUGGGCAUGUUGGGAAGACUCGACCGAAACCUGCAGUCAACAAGGAAGGAGAUGAUGCCGAAGCGGGAGAGAAGAAGGGUGCUGUUCAGGGGUUGGUGAAAGAGGUUGUAGAUGAGGUGGAGAUUGCCCAGAGGGAGAUGCUGGAGGAGUUGAAGAGUUGGGACGAACAUGCGAGACUGUCGAAUUUGUGGGGGAAGAUGGUUGUUACUGCGGGUGUUGAAUAGGGGUGUGUGCUGUGGGCUGAUUGAAAGUUGAGGAAGAGGAGGAUGAUUGAAAUCGUAAAUCAAGAUGAUGUCUGAGAGGGUGAAGGGAAUGGAGGUUUUGGGGGAAGCUCUUUGAAGAUUCGGGGUGUUGAACAUUUUGACGCUGGCCGAUUAGGUAUGCGGAAUCAGAAACUGAGGACGCUCGUGACCCUUCACGUUUUGGCAGCGGUUUGGGUCCUGUUGUCUCCAAGCCUUUAAUAACGCGAAUGGGAAUAAAAAGAAAGUUUGUUAAGUAUUUUUAGCAGCUGAAUGAUGUGAUCUAGGAUUGGGAUAAGCCAAUAACUUGAUGGGG